Molecule: messenger RNA, 3090 nt
Organism: Parnassius mnemosyne (clouded apollo)
Lineage: Eukaryota; Metazoa; Arthropoda; Insecta; Lepidoptera; Papilionidae
Source: the annotation of a GenBank genome assembly
AUUUUUAUAAUAAAUAUAUAUAGGAAAAAGGUUAUAAGUAAAGUUUUAAUUUUAACUGGCGAGCGAUGGACAAAUAACACUAAUAGUUAAAGCGUCCUAAACAGUUAAUCUAUCGCGGAAAUAUCAGGUAGAUUUAUUAAACUGAUCUAAAUUUCUUCGUGAGCGAGCGGGGAGCCACCAGUGAAAGAAGAUGGUUUAUGGCGAGAGGUGACCGUAGAGUGCAGAGUUGACCUUGUGCCAUUCUCUAUGAUGUUCUAUGUCCAUCGACCUUAUCGGAGAUUCGGAGCGCCCUCCUUUCGGGGCCUUAAGGUGGCAGCGGUCAAGAAGGCGCACGAGAGUGAGCUGAACCAGUCGGUAUUGGUUAACUUGACCAGACCAAGUGACGCCUUUGAGGUUUUUAAAAGUUAUUCGGUCGCCCAUCGAUCUCGUCGUACAACCCUCGCGCGGCUCGCCGAGAAAUAUGGGAAUUCCUUGUACGUCAUGUACAAGGAAUUCCAAUGUCAGUGCAGCAACGGAAAUACAUUUUCUGUGAAAAAUGAAGUCUACCUAUUACGGAUCGUGAAAUACAACCCGCUGACAGACAGACGGAUGGACGGACAGACAGCGGAGGCUUAAUAAUAGGAGGGUCUCGUUGGUUAACCUUUGGGUACGGAACCCUAAAAAAGAGUAGGCUCUUUUCUUGAUGGCCUCCAUAUCAUGAGUCCACUAGCUUGGGCCGGGGUCAAAAAGCUUUAUUUCUGUCGACUCUUACAAAACUCUAACAAAUGGACUUUAAUAAAUAAUGGAGAUAAAUUAGUAUUUGUUAUACAGGGUUAUCUCUCAAAGAUUAUAUGUUAUUACAGUUUUGAAAAUACGAGUAAAGCUUCCACUUUUAUUUUAAAUUGUCCCAAAUUGAAUGUGAUUUAUGGGCAACAACGUUUAUUACGUACCGAUGGACCCUUACCAAUGUGUGUGUGCGCAGUGAAAUCAGUUAAAAUAAUGCAAUACCACGCAUUUUGAAUUUAAAAGAUAAAAAGGACAGACAUUAUUUAAAAAAGUGUUUGAGAUUUUUUUAAAUAAAUUUUUCUUUACCAUUCCAUUUGCCUAUAUUUCUUACCUUCUCUGCAAAUUUGGCCGGUUAUUGCCAAAUUACCCUGUAUAGUUCGGUAGCGAAGUGAUUAUCGUAUAAUAUUUGGGGUGCUACGGUACCGGGUUUUAGAAUACCGCGCAGUGCAAGGUUUGUUUGGUCUACAAAUAUUUUUUUUGAAUCUGAAUGUUUGUCUAUGUGAAACUUGUAUGUAUUACGCCGCCACAACACAGGAGUAAGACCUAAUGUGGGGGUCUAUUUGCUCAUUAUAGCCUAUAAAAGUCCACUGCGUAGAUAGGCGUGGUUACAUAGGAACGUCGCCCUCCUCCACAAAUCGACUCGAAGCAGGGGGAGACCUAUGUUCAGCAGUGGACUUGUGAAGGGCUGUAAUGAUGACGAUGUUGAUGAUGCCAUCAUCAUCAUCAUCAUCAACGUCAUCAGCAGCUUUGGCACCCGCAAUUUUUAUUUAACCUUAGGUUGAAUCUUUCUGAUAUCAACUCAAAAUUAUUUUUGGUAAAUAUAGUGUAAACUCUUUGUGGGGGCUAACGCUUUUAAAAACAAAACAAAGAAGAAAAAGCAUUGACAUCGAAUGGUUAUUUUCUAUAGAAAAUAACUAUAAAUGCUUGAAAAUAAAGAUGUGUAUCUAUGGUUUAUUGUUUUUAUUUGUACUUUUUUUUCUUGUGGCAACCCCGGUGACAAGUUGUAAAAUAAUUGCUCCCAACUAUUUUUAAAAAUUAAAUAUUGUAAAUUGAUAAUAUCCACCUCAAUUUUGAGUUACAGUUGUUAAAUACGACUUAUUUGUAUUUGUGAAAUAAGUAAAACUCAGAAGUACCUAUUUUAAUUACAUUGUGUUUAGUGUUCCAAGUUCCAACCAAAAGUAACAGCUGUAACGAACAUCGUUUAAACUUAUUGUAAGUGUAAUUCUUGUUAUCCCUUUAAUAUUUUAAGAUUUACCUAUUAAGUAAGUAUUGUUCUGGAGUUCAUUUUGAAUUAUUUACAUGGUAAUUUAAUUUGAGAUCUGUAAAUAAACCCAUACAUCUAGUCAUUUGCUUACUCUGCUACUUUGGUUUUCUUUCUUUGUUUUCUUUUGCUAUUUAAACUUAAUAGUAAAAUGAAUACAUGCAACGCCAAAACGCGCCAAUUGGAGAACCAACUUCAAAUGGCGCUUCAAGAACUUAAGGCGUCAAAGGAGCAGUGUGAGCUGUUAUGUAAAGAAAGGGAUGACAAUGAAAAGGAAAUAAUAAAUAUUGUUCGCGACGGUUUAAAGACUUUAAGCAAAAAGUGAUUAAAGAAUAUUAAAGUGUUUUAAAAAAGUGAAAUUAGCGACAAAAUCGAACAAAUUGUGUUUUAAUAUAGUUUUACAGUAUGUUUACAACUCGUAAUAUAUUUGUAUAAAGUAUCGUUUUAAUAAUAAGUUGAUAUAAACGACUUUAAACAUUAAAUAAAAUUUCGACCAAUCACAGCGCAGCAUAUCGUGGAACUUUCUAGAAGUUAAUUAACUGCGCAAUAGUUUAUAUGAAAAUAAUGAGAAUAUUUUUAUGUUCUGAAAGAAUUGUAAAUACGAUAUUUAGUUAGCAUAUGGUAUAUAGAUUGAAAUAAGUAAAUAGAUAAUUUAUGUAAAUAAACGCAUUUGAGAAAUAUAGUAAAAUUAAAGAUUUAAUGUGCACUUUUGUUAUGUAAAUUAGGUACAUUUUGAUUAAUAACUUUUUUGAAUGUAAAUAUAUCAAGUAACCCUUAUCACAUAAUGAUAAAGGACCAAAAUGCCUAUUUUAUAGUGUAUAGCGUGUUAAUGUAAAAAUUAGCAUUAUAUAGAAAAAUUGCGAUUUGUGCAAAUUACGUAAUGAAAAUGUUUGAUAAUAAAAAGGCAAAACCGGAAAUUGGCAAGCGGCUCUCUAUAGAGUAUAGCCGAAGUCUACCUUAUGGGGGCAAAUCACAGUAACAUUGUAGUAGGAAGAACUACCAGUAACAAGCAGUAGUAUCCGGUAGUAGCUGAAGUGACUAGUAGCAGAACACAGUGAAAAGUU